AAUGGCUUUUGUACCUCUCUACUCCUCUCACCAAUAACCCAAUCACUUCUUUGUUGUCGCGGUUAACGCGUGUACACUAAAAAUUUACUGCAUUAUUCGAAAACCGAAAAUCGCAAACACUAAUCUAAACAAACAAUGGGCGUCGACGUUACAUUCCUUGCCGAAGGAGACGGUGCCACAUUCCCAAAACGAGGCCAGACCGUCACCGUGCACUACACAGGUACAUUGACUGAUGGCAAGAAAUUUGAUUCGUCACGAGACCGUAAUAAGCCUUUCAAGUUCAAGAUUGGAAAGGGAGAAGUGAUCAAAGGUUGGGAUGAAGGUGUUGCCCAAAUGAGUAUUGGUUCCCGUGCUAAACUGACAUGUUCACCAGAUUAUGCCUAUGGAGCUCUUGGACAUCCUGGUGUCAUUCCACCAAAUGCUACUUUGAUUUUUGAUGUGGAACUCAUCAAAUGCGAAUAAAAAUGUACACAACACAUGCUAUUAUUACUUCUUAUAUACUUAAAUAAACAAUGCACCUUCAAGACUGACCAAUAUGUUUUUCCCGUCAAACAACUUAAUUGCUAAAUACUAUCAUGAAUUAGUUUUAGAAAAAUAUUAUCUUUACAGAUUUACUAUAGUUACUGAAUUGCCAAAAUUAUCUAUAAGUGAUUUCUAAUUAUUAAUAUAAAUAAUCUACUACUUAAUAGAAUUAUAUUACAAUGCGAUAAAUAUGUAUCUUUUUUUUCUUUUAAAUAAAUUGAAUAAAAUUAUAAUAGGAAACAACGAACAAUAAA
Molecule: messenger RNA, 776 nt
Organism: Rhopalosiphum maidis (corn leaf aphid)
Lineage: Eukaryota; Metazoa; Arthropoda; Insecta; Hemiptera; Aphididae
Gene: Fkbp12
Product: 12 kDa FK506-binding protein
Exons: 4
Coding region: 136-462 (108 amino acids)
Molecular function (GO): peptidyl-prolyl cis-trans isomerase activity
Source: RefSeq, a predicted model, not a curated record